This is a messenger RNA of Bathycoccus prasinos, 477 nucleotides long. RefSeq lists its product with no specific name. Gene Ontology annotation, biological process: RNA processing; spliceosomal snRNP assembly. Gene Ontology annotation, cellular component: U1 snRNP; U2 snRNP; U5 snRNP. The transcript is spliced from 2 exons. Bases 1 to 477 code for a protein of 158 amino acids. NCBI's taxonomy places the organism in Eukaryota, Viridiplantae, Chlorophyta, Mamiellophyceae, Mamiellales, Bathycoccaceae. Gene Ontology annotation, molecular function: RNA binding. The record is from RefSeq and is a predicted model, not a curated record.
AUGAAGAAAAAAAGGACAAGAAAAACAAGAAGGAAAAGACAGACACAUUCCUCAAAAUUCAUACGCGCAAAAGAACUGCGAAUAAAGAAACAAUAUAAAACGCGAACGAUGAAACUGGUCAAGUUUCUCCAAAAGUUAAACAACGAAACGGUGACGAUCGAAUUAAAAAACGGGACCACGUGUUCGGGGACUAUUUUAGGCGUAGACAUUAGCAUGAACACGCACUUAAAAUCAGUCAAGCUCACCGUCAAAGGCCGGAACCCGCAAACGCUCGACCAUCUCUCCAUUCGAGGGAACACCAUUCGGUAUUACAUUUUACCGGAAUCGUUAAAUUUAGACGCUCUGCUCGUCGAAGACAUGCCGACGAACAAAAGUUUAAAUCGAUUGCCGAAAGAAGACGGAAGUGGAGGAGGUGCAGGUGCUGGUGCUGGUGCAGGGAGAGGACGAGGACGGGGACGAGGACGAGGGAGGAAAUGA